Molecule: messenger RNA, 1980 nt
Organism: Brassica napus (rape)
Lineage: Eukaryota; Viridiplantae; Streptophyta; Magnoliopsida; Brassicales; Brassicaceae
Product: putative L-type lectin-domain containing receptor kinase V.8
Exons: 1
Coding region: 1-1980 (659 amino acids)
Biological process (GO): protein phosphorylation
Cellular component (GO): plasma membrane
Molecular function (GO): ATP binding; carbohydrate binding; protein kinase activity
Source: RefSeq, a predicted model, not a curated record
AUGUCUCGUGAAUUCAAACUCUGGAAAAUAGUUCUCAUUCUGUUCUUUACUCUGUCUUCAUCUACUUACCACUCCAAUGGCAAACUGAUCCUGGAGGGAUCUGCAACUUUCGACUCCAGCGGUUUCACAAAGUUGACGAACACCUCAAAGCAUUCAUACGGUCACGUUUUCAACAGCAACCCCGUUUUGUUCAAGAACUCGUCUUUCAACUUCCACUUCCACUUCGGAAUCGUGCCUGAGCAUAACCACUCCGGCACACACGGUAUGACUUGCGUUCUCUCUCCUACAAGACACCUUCCCGGAGUUUCCUCCGACCAGUACCUCGGAUUAUUCAACAAGACAACCGAUGGUAAGACCUCGAAUAACAUAAUAGCUAUCGAGCUAGAUAUACAUAAAGAUGAAGAGUUUGGAGAUCUUGAUGACAACCAUGUUGGGAUCAACAUCAAUGGCUUGAGGUCUGUUAUCUCUGCUCCUGCCGGUUACUAUGAUGAUAAUGAUGGAAAGUUUCACAAUCUUUCUUUAGUCAGCGGAAAGGUUAUGCGGCUUUCAAUCGUUUAUAGCCAACCUGAUGAACAGCUCAAUGUAACCUUAAGCCCUGCCGAGUUCUCUGAGACGCCCCUGAAACCUCUUUUGUCUUUAAAACGAGAUCUCUCACCCUACAUUUUGGAGGAGAUGUAUCUUGGCUUCACGGCAUCAACCGGUUCGGUUGGAGCAAUCCACUAUAUGUUGAAUUCGGUCUCUGGUCCUGAAGUCGACUAUCCAUCGUUUGAUAUUAGUGUAGUCCCCACCCUUCCUCUAUAUCCCAAGAAAGUGACUGAUAAAACUAGGAUUGUCCUGGCGGCCUGCUUAAUAUUGGCGAUGACCGUUGCGUUUGUAACCUCUUUGAUUGGGUUCUUCUUCUAUAUGAGGCAUAAGAAGGUCAGAGAGGUUCUUGAGGAAUGGGAGGUUCAGUAUGGACCUCACAGGUUUGCAUAUAAGGAGCUUUUCAAUGCCACAAAGGGUUUUAAGGAGAAACAAAUUCUUGGAAGUGGAGGUUUUGGUCAAGUUUAUAAAGGAACACUUCCGGGUUCUGAUGCAGAGAUUGCUGUGAAACGGACUUCUCAUGGUUCAAGCCAAGGAAAGAGCGAGUUUAUAGCCGAGAUCUCGACCAUUGGCCGUCUCAGACAUCCGAAUUUAGUCAGGCUUUUGGGAUAUUGUAGACAUAAGGAGGAUCUCUUCCUGGUUUAUGACUACAUGCCCAAUGGAAGCCUAGACAAGUAUAUAUACCGUAGCGACAAGAAUGAGAAUCAAGAACGUCUAUCUUGGGAUCAACGUUUCAAGAUCAUCAAAGAUGUUGCUUCUGCUCUACUGUAUCUGCAUCAAGAAUGGGUACAAGUCAUCAUUCAUAGAGAUAUUAAGCCGGCUAAUGUUUUGAUAGACCAAGAAAUGAAUGCAAGGCUUGGGGAUUUCGGAUUGGCGAAGCUGUAUGAUCAGGGAAUUGAUCCUCAGACGUCUAAAGUGGCGGGAACGUUCGGGUAUAUUGCACCUGAGUUUCUAAGAACAGGAAGAGCAACUACCAGCACUGAUGUUUAUGCCUUUGGGUUGGUUAUGCUUGAAGUAGUUUGCGGUAGAAGGCUGAUUGAGAGACGUGAAGCGAAGAACGAGGAAGUUCUUGUGGAUUGGAUCUUAGAGCUUUGGGAGGAAGGGAAACUUUUUGAUGCAGCUGAGGAAAGUAUCUGUCAGGAAACAAACAGGGGUGAGAUUGAGCUUGUUUUGAAGCUAGGUGUGUUGUGUUCGUAUCAGGCUGAAUCGGUUAGACCGGAUAUGAGUGCGGUUAUGCGGAUCUUGAAUGGCGUUUUGCAGCUUCCAGAUAAUCUUCUUGAUGUGGUAAGGGCUGAGAGAUUGAGAGGACAGCCUGAAAUAUCAAUGGGAAUGCUACUCGACAUGAAUUCAAUGAGUACGUUACCGUUCACAAAUUCUUUCAUCUCCCAUGGACGAUGA